CGAUCACAAGUUACCGUUGUUCAAGGUAAGUACGCACUCAUACGAGAUGAACAAAAACAGAACGAUUCCUCGUCCCUAAACAUUUCCAUCCUGUAGAUGCAUCUAAAAUGUGAGAAGAACGAUCUGUUCCUCAGUCCGACGAUGCACGAAAUUUGCAAUGCGUUUCACAUCAUAGUCGAUCACAUCAGUUACGUCGGCCAACAAUUGCCUCCGCUGGAUUCUUGGGUCGGCGCGAAGAUAAAACGCGAUUACAUCAAAGUUAUACUGCCAGAAUGGUAUUUAGCAGAGACUUACCGACGACUCACCGAGGCUCUGGAGAACGCUUUUCGACCGUUCACCGACUACGUCAAAAGUCUGCACGAGAAGUUCAAGAUAGUCUUCGAUCCAGAAACGAUCAAGAGCAUCGUUGUUUAUGUCAGGACCGGGCAUUCUUUCCAAGAAUACGUGGAGAAAGUCGAGUAUUUUAACGAGUCCAUUCGUGAAAUAAAUGGAAUGGUAAAUUAACAACGUGUCUUCGAU
Molecule: messenger RNA, 519 nt
Organism: Ceratina calcarata
Lineage: Eukaryota; Metazoa; Arthropoda; Insecta; Hymenoptera; Apidae
Exons: 1
Coding region: 97-504 (135 amino acids)
Source: RefSeq, a predicted model, not a curated record